UUUUAUUUUUCACAAGCAUGAUUUCUUAUUUUAUUUUUUUUCAUUCUUUUCUGUACAUUGUUUUUAUGAUAUCUAAUUCACCAUUACCCAAUAUAUCUCAAUGCUCCAUGGCUAGUAUCUUUCAAGAAAUGUUCAGUAAAAGUUUUAAAUCAUACAAAUCAAUAAAAGAUAAUCAUCAUAAUGAAGAAGAAGGAAGCGAUUUUAAACGAUUGAUCCAAAAACACAAGAAAUUAAGCAGCAGCAGUAGCAGCAGCAGCAGCCAAUCUUUGAUAAAAGUAGAACACAAAAAAGGUGAAUACCAUCAAGAUUCACCAGACUUUAGACCCAUUGUGUAUUUGAAUAAUACAACAAGCCAGCAACGUACAACUUUUGUUAGUUCUCUAUAUAAUUACUUUUUUCAACAUGAAGAUAGAUACUUUAAUCAUGACCGAGAAGAGCUUAGUAAAGAUAUCUUUCCAACCGGACAUAAACAAACAUAUUGAAGAAUAUCCUUAUUUUAUUUUGUAUAUUAAAUAAACUGUAAGAAAAUAAAAUAAAAAUUUAGAUAUUAAGCGUGUAUAACUAUUUAUUUCCCUUUUUUUUCUUUUCCAUCUUAAAC
Molecule: messenger RNA, 598 nt
Organism: Cokeromyces recurvatus
Lineage: Eukaryota; Fungi; Mucoromycota; Mucoromycetes; Mucorales; Mucoraceae
Exons: 1
Coding region: 18-482 (154 amino acids)
Source: RefSeq, a predicted model, not a curated record